AUGCCUCCGCUUAUCGAUUCUAGCGAUGAGGAGUCCAUGGGGGAUGCCAUUCCCUUUCACAGCAAGGAAGACAACGAGUCCCAAUCUAACGCGGACGACGAUGGAUCCCAAGCCGACGAUAAGGACGACGGAGACGAGAGUGAGGAACCAGAGGACGUUGAUGGUGCGAAAGAGGCUUUGGAUGAAUAUUUUAAAAAGAUUGGAGGACAACCGGAACAACCAGAAAAGACAACCAAGAAGAGAAAAUCAUUGGCCGAAAGGGCCGCAUCUACGCCCGAUAAACCACCAGCGAAGAGGGGUAGAAAGAAGGGGUCCGUCGAUGAUGAAUCGCAGGACGCACAGGACGCGCAGGACGCAAAGAAAGAUGGCCAAAACGACCUUCCAGACUGGGUUCCUGGAAUCGGAAAGGAUUGGGAUAAGGAACUGGAUAGUGUUAGCACGAUUAUACGCGACCCGGAGACUAAAGUGCUUUUUGCUUUCCUUGAGUGGAAAAAUGGGAAGAAAACGAAAGUGUCAUUGAAUACAUGCUAUGAACGCUGUCCUAUGAAGAUGCUCCAAUUCUACGAACAACAUCUGUAUGUCUUCUAG
This is a messenger RNA of Arthroderma uncinatum, 588 nucleotides long. RefSeq names its product heterochromatin protein HP1. The transcript is spliced from 4 exons. Gene Ontology annotation, cellular component: nucleus. The coding region runs from base 1 to 588 and encodes 195 amino acids. The record is from RefSeq and is a predicted model, not a curated record. Lineage: Eukaryota; Fungi; Ascomycota; Eurotiomycetes; Onygenales; Arthrodermataceae.